This is a messenger RNA of Plasmodium cynomolgi strain B, 643 nucleotides long. Its product is annotated as adapter-related protein complex 4 sigma 1 subunit. Gene Ontology annotation, biological process: vesicle-mediated transport; protein transport. The record is from RefSeq and is a predicted model, not a curated record. Gene Ontology annotation, cellular component: intracellular membrane-bounded organelle. The transcript has 2 exons. Bases 203 to 643 code for a protein of 146 amino acids. NCBI's taxonomy places the organism in Eukaryota, Apicomplexa, Aconoidasida, Haemosporida, Plasmodiidae.
GCACAACUUAUGUAUGAAAGCAGAUCGAUCGGAAAGAACAUCGCGCAGGAACGUGUCGCAUAGGGGUGACGAAUAGGAGCGACACAUAGGUUCUCCUGCCGCUUACCCACGCCGCUCACCCGCGCCGCUUACCCGCGCUGCUCACCAACGCCGCCUACGAACUACUCAACAUAGGAACGCCUCGCCCACCACUCACCCAAACAUGAUCGAGUUCCUGCUUAUGGUCAACAAGCAGGGCCAAACGAGGCUAAGCCAGUACUACAACAGCCUCAGCAUCGAAGAGAAAACAAUCCUCGAGGGGGAACUCAUACGGAAAUGCCUGUCACGAGUCGACUAUCAAUGCUCCUUCCUACAGUACAGGGAGUACAAAAUUAUUUAUAGAAGAUAUGCCAGCCUCUACCUAAUCGUCGGAGUCACAAACCAGGACGUAAACGAAUUCGCCAUACUCGAAAUGAUCCACAAUAUUAUCGAAAUUUUAGAUAAGUACUACGAAAAUGUAUGCGAACUAGACAUCAUGUUUAACAUUGACAAAACACAUUUUAUAAUCGACGAAAUCGUGUGCAACGGUGAAAUAUGCGACAUGAACAAGUCCAAUGUCCUCCGCCCUAUUUUGCUAAUGGACAAAUUUUCUCCAAAAAUGUGA